Messenger RNA from Amborella trichopoda, 2326 nucleotides. It is a transcript of the gene AAE7, whose product is annotated as acyl-activating enzyme 7. The record is from RefSeq and is a predicted model, not a curated record. NCBI's taxonomy places the organism in Eukaryota, Viridiplantae, Streptophyta, Magnoliopsida, Amborellales, Amborellaceae.
CUCCCCGCCACAACUAGCCUCCUCCACCCUCUUUCUCUCUCUAAAAUCCGCUCUCGAAAGAGAGUGUGUUUUAGCAAUGGGGGCGAGUCCCAGAGACAUAGACGACCUGCCAAAGAAUGGAGCAAAUUACAUGCCCUUGACGCCCCUCUGGUUCCUUGAUCGUGCGGCUCAGGUUUAUCCUGAGAGGAAAUCCCUUAUCCACGGCUCUGUUCACUACACAUGGCAGCAAACAAACGAGAGAUGCAGACGCAUGGCUUCAGCUCUCUUGAACCACUCGAUCGGUCCUGGAAAAACUGUAGCAGUCAUAGCACCCAAUGUUCCUGUCAGUUACGAAGCCCACUUCGGUAUUCCAAUGGCUGGAGCUGUUCUCAAUAGCGUAAACAUCAGACUGAACGCCCCUACCAUCGCCUUCCUCAUUUACCACUCUGCAGCGUCUGCCAUAAUCGUAGACCAAGAAUUUUUCCCCUUAGCUGAAGCUUCCCUCAAGUUGGCCUCAGAAAUGAAGAACAAAGAAGGUGGUGGCCACCAGUUCAAGUGGCCCCUUCUCAUUGUUGUUGGUGAUGAGAUUUGUGAUAGAGGAGCUUUAGAGAGUGCUAUAAACAAAGGGGCCAUUGAGUUUGAAGAGUUUUUGAAAGGUGGGGACCCAAAUUAUGUUUGGAAGGGCCCACAAGAUGAGUGGGAUAGCAUUGCUCUUGGGUACACGUCGGGGACCACAUCGAGCCCUAAGGGAGUGGUUUUGCACCAUCGUGGGGCUUACCUCAUGGCUCUGAGUGGGCCCUUAAUAUGGGGUAUGGGGGAGGGAGCAAUAUAUUUGUGGACUCUACCCAUGUUUCAUUGCAAUGGAUGGUGCUUCACUUGGUCGCUUGCUGCUGUAUGUGGGACCAGCAUUUGCCUUCGCCAGGUUACAGCCAAGGCAGUCUAUUCAGCUAUUGCGGAGUACGAGGUCACCCACUUCUGUGCAGCCCCAGUUGUCCUCAACACCCUCAUCAAUGCUUCACAGCAAGACAUCUGCCCCCUCCCAGGUCCUGUCCAUGUGAUGACUGCCGGUGCCGCCCCUCCUCCUCACGUUCUUGCUGGUAUGUCCAAGAAGGGUUUUAUUGUCACCCAUACGUAUGGUCUCUCAGAGACCUAUGGUCCGUCAACUGUAUGUGUUCGCAAGCCCGAGUGGGCCUCCCUCUCCAUCGAGGCCCAAGCCCGCCUAAAUGCUAGACAAGGGGUUCGUUAUAUUGGGCUAGAAGCUCUAGAUGUGGUGGACCCCACCACCAUGGUCCCGGUCCCUGCUGAUGGGACCACAAUGGGGGAGAUUGUGAUGAGGGGCAAUCUGGUCAUGAAGGGGUAUUUGAAAAACCCAAAGGCUAAUGAGGAGACAUUUAAGGGGGGUUGGUUUCAUUCAGGAGACCUAGGGGUGAAACACCCAGAUGGCUACAUUGAGGUAAAGGAUAGAUCUAAGGACAUUAUAAUAUCUGGCGGUGAGAACAUUAGCAGUUUGGAGGUUGAGAAAGCAGUUUAUGAACACCCUGCGGUUUUGGAGGCCUCAGUGGUGGCACGCAAGGACGAGAGAUGGGGUGAAUCUCCUUGUGCUUUUGUGGCCUUAAGGGAGGGAACGGGAGGGAGCAAGGAGGAAGAGGCAAAGGUGGGUGAGGAUAUAAUUAGCUUUUGUAAGAAGAGGCUGCCAGGAUACUGGGUGCCUAAGUCUGUGGUAGUGGGGCCGCUUCCUAAGACUGCCACAGGAAAGGUGCAGAAACAUGUGUUAAGGGCGCGAGCCAAAGAGCUCGGGCCAGUAUGGGCGAGCAAGAUGUGAAAAGAUUUGGCACAAUGUUAAAAGGAUGGUAGACAUUAUCGUAAAUCUGUGUUUUGAGGCUAUGUACUUGUAAUUUGUGGGUAGGGUACAUGCUGUUAUUCUGAAGCUGGCGUAAUGGAACAUGGAACGUUUGUUUGUGGGGACGUGGGUGUAUGACCUUUUUUGUGUGUUUGAGGUUUUGUUGUGUUCUAUGACCUUUCUUCUUGUGAGGAGUAAAGGUAGGGUUUGUGUGUGUGCACAGAUGCCCUAUGCUAGAUGUGGAGUAAAUGGCAGCAAAGGAUAGCACUUAUGGGAAACAAACUAUAUACAUACAUUCAGAAUGGAUGGAGCUGAUGGAAGUGAUAGGAUUUUCAAUAUUGUAUUGUGGAAAUGACAGAUUCGAUUCUUAGAGUGCUAGGUAAAUGUUAGGUUAUCUUAGAGAAAAUAGGAAUCUAAAUGCCUAGACCCAAGACUUCCAGACUGGUAUGAAGUAAAAUACUCAUGUGGUUGUUGUCUAAUUAAAUGCAAAGGGCUUGUUUUUCAAUU